Lytechinus pictus (painted urchin) is the source of this 7979-nucleotide messenger RNA. RefSeq lists its product as uncharacterized. Gene Ontology annotation, molecular function: protein binding. The record is from RefSeq and is a predicted model, not a curated record. Lineage: Eukaryota; Metazoa; Echinodermata; Echinoidea; Temnopleuroida; Toxopneustidae. The transcript has a single exon. Gene Ontology annotation, biological process: protein homooligomerization. Bases 4226 to 5221 code for a protein of 331 amino acids.
ACUUAAAAUAUGAUUGGGGAUGACCAGUCCUAAUAAAAGUAUUAAGGAUUGUUCAGACAUUAUCUGCAAAAAAUAUCAGCAAGGUUUUUCGUCUCGCCUGCAUAGCAGAGCAAGACUAUAGGCGGCGCUUUUCCGAUGGCGGCGGCGACGGCGGCGUCGUCAACAUUGAAAUCUUAACCAAGGUUAAAGUUUUGAAAUGUCAUCAUAACUUAGAAAGUAUAUGGACCUAGUUUAUGAAACUUGGACAUAAGGGUAAUCAGGUAUUACUGAACAUCCUACCUGAGUUUCAGGUCAUUUGACCAAGGUCAAAGGUCAUUUAGGGUCAAUGAACUUAGACCAUGCUGGGGGAAUCAAUAUCGAAAUCUUAACCAAGGUUAAGUUUUUGAAAUGUCGUCAUAACUUCUAAAGUAUAUGGACCUAGUUCAUGAAACUUGGACAUAAGGAUGAUAGUGUAUAACUGAAGAUCCUACCUGAGUUUCAGGUCACAUGACCAAGGUCAAAGGUCACUUAGGGUCAAUGAAUUUGACCAUGUUGGGGGUAUUUGAGGAAUUGUCAUCAUAACUUUGACAUUUUAUGGAUCUAGUUCAUGAAACUUAGAUGUAAGAGCAAUUAAGUAUCCCUGAACAUCUUGUGCAAGUUUCAUAUCACAUGAUCUAGGUCAAAGGUCAUUUAGGGUCAACGAACUUUGGUAAUGUGGGGGGUAUUGGUUGAAUUAUCAUAACUUUAAAUUUAUAGAUCUAGUUCAUGAAACUUAGGACAUUAGAGUAACCGUGGAUCCCUGAAUAUAUUGUGCUUGUUUGGUCACAUGACCAAAAUCAAAGGUCAUUUAUGGUCAAUGAACUUUGGCCGUGUUGGGGGUAUUUGUUGAAUUUGCAUCAUAACUUAGAAAGUGUAUGGAUCUACACAUGUAGUUCAUGAAACAUAGACAUUGAAAAUCCGAAAAUCGAUAUUUUAUUGUUCGAAAUAGACAUGAAAUGAAAUACUCCGAAAAUUUGCUUUGCCCAAUUGAUCGUGGGCCCGGCAGCCGCUGUGCAGCGCCAGAUCGACGAGGCUCUAUCCCUUUAAUCAUUGAACGCCAAACAGAGUAGCAGCAACUCCCAUCUUUUAACGUCUUUUGGUCUGACGCGGCCGGGGUUUGAACCCCCGACCUCCCGGUUGUGAGACGGACGCUCUACCAACUGAGUCAACGCACUGGCAUAAGGGAUAUCAAGUAUAAAUGAUUGUUUUGCACAUGUCUUAGGUCACAUGAUCAUGGUCAAAGGUCAUCUUGGGUCAAUGGACAUAGUAUUCUUUUGUGAAUACCUGUUUUCAAAGUCAGCUCUGCUGCUAUAUCGAAUUGCGUAAUGCAGGCGAGACUGCCAGAGGCGUUCCACUUGUUUUAUCUACAAAAUCAAUAGGGUAUGAGGCAUCGGACUAAAGUGUGUAAUGUGUGUUUAUUGCAUAUUUGCGAGGCAAUAUGUGGCACCAUAUUUUAACACUGAAAAAUAACAUUCCGAGUAUUGUCUGUUUAUAUCUGAACAAGGUUUUGAGAUGAAGGACCUACAAUGUUAUUUUAUUUAUCACAUGUACGCAAUAAUAGAAAUUUUAGCAUUACCUCACAUUUAAUAUCUUUGAAACAGUCUAAGCAUCAGCAGCUAGCCCAUCAAAUGUGUUUUAGCAAUGACUGAUGGAUGAAAUGUGCAAAAAUAUGAACCUUAGCCGUAGUCUUGUCAUGCCAAGCUCUGAUGAUAUUCUUCAACUUCUAUCUGUCUCAUUUGUAUCCCUUAGUUGCAAUAAACCAGGCUUUGCACCAGAUAUUUAUAUAAGUGCAAUCAAAGUGACUAGAUAUGUUCACACCUUUAUUCAUUACUGUUUUUGCAUUUAACAUUUCAAAUGUUUUUUACUACCUUUUUAUACAAAAUGUCUAAAUGAUACGGCUAGUAAUGUAAUAAUGAUCAUAAUACUCUAACAAGGUUUCAAUAAUAAGAGUACAACAGAGAUGUCACAAAGUUCAGAAGAUAUAUAUGUAGAAAUAAAAUGAAGCCCAUUGUUUUUUUUUUCUUUUUAUUAAGAAUGUACAGAGUGACUGAAUUCCAAUAUGUGAAAUUUUUUAAAGUAAUAUUUAUUCUCUUAGAAUAAUUAUGCACAAUUUGUACAAAAUAUAUUGCUUUAUUUUACACAAAUAUUCUCAUUCAAUAUAGUUAUAUAUUUAUUGUGACUAUAUGAUUUUCCUUACUAAUAUUUUUAAUUUUCUUAGCUCUGGUCAUUGUUUCACAUGUUUUAUUGACUGUAGAGAAUAUAAAAACAGAUGAUUAUUCUUUACCUUUAGACAAUGCUAUACAAAGUGAUAUAGGUAAUAAUCAGAAAUAUUGCAUACGCCAAAUAACCUGAAACAUAGUUUAAAAUGUAUGUACAUAUAUUAAUACUGCCACUGACACAUUGCCAAUUUGUGAUACUUAUUUGUUAACAUUUGUUUGUAAAUAAAUAUCUGAGACACUUUCAAGACUUGGCAAUAAAUAUAUUUUCAAUCAUUUGUAUAUAUGAAGAAGAAUUUUAUUUGCAGACAAAGUGUAUACAUGAAAAUGGAUUUGGGGAGGAGGGAUAUGAUCUCUAAUUUUACUCCCUAUUUUCAAGAGGGUUUUGAGAAAAAAUUUUGGUGAAAUCACAAUUCCUAGAUUCAAUUACAAAUUGUGUUGUUCAAUAGACUUUUUUCCUCUAUUCUUUUGUGAUCAAAUAAUUUUUUGAAAAUUACAGAAUGUUAACACUGCGUGAACCUUUUAGAUUUACCUUAACUAUUAGUUAUACCACAAAGAUCCCAUCACAUCUGUUGUAUUUUUUUUUCCAAGGAAAGAACAACUUUUUUAAUUUCAUUUUUGUCUCAUCUGAAUAUUGGAAGGGAGUCACAGGCAGCAUUGUCAGCAUAAACAAGUUCCACAGGAUCAAUGACCUUUGACAGGUUGUGGUAUCAACAUAAAAAAAAAUUAACUAAGAUAAGAUUUGGACUUUUCAAAAUAAUUAUGAUUGUUUAACUCCAAAUUUCAUAAAACUGAAGUAUAAUGAUUGUCAAGUGUUGGCAAAAAGAUAAUUUUAAUUUCAAUGUCACAAGGCCAAUGUUAAAGGUCAUUUUCGGUCAGUAGACUUAUCAACUUCAAAAACUUAUCAAAGUCUAAGAUUUUGAAUUUUCAAGACAAUUUUGAAAUCUUAAGUCCUUAUUCACUUAAACCUGGAUAAUGGCAAAACAAUAUAAAAUUAUAUUGCUUACCAUUCUAAAAGGGUUUAUUAAAUGAAACUUAUAUGAGAUGGAUAUUGGAUAUCAUAAUUAUCAAAUGAACAAUGUGUUUCUUACUCAAGGUCAAACUCUGUUCAUAAUAAGUUGUAUUAAAAUGUAUCAUCUUGCUUAAGAUUGCUCGAAAAUGAUGGGUUGGAAAGUGUCUCGUUUUUCACAGCUGAGUUUCAUAUUAUACUUCCAAUUAUUAUUCCCAUACAUUUCAGCCAGUUUGCUAAUAUCACGCAAAAUGAUAAGAUCAUUGCCUUUGAAAACACAUUAAAUCGUCCAGUCAUUCGUGGAUUUUAUGUCAGAUAGACCUAUUCAAAACAUGAAUCUAAAUAACAUGUAUAAGUAGAGCAAAAUGAGAAUUAAAUGAAAUGAAUUUGAAAAAGGAAAAAUGCUAUUGUCACAAAAAUACAUAAUUUCACUAUUAACCAAGACUAUGUCUGUAUUCAAACCUUUUCAAAUUGCAAUUAAAUAGAGAUACACUAAAAAUACACUCUAAAAAUAAAAUGUUAAAUAAAAAAUUAAAAGGUUGUAGGAGUGACAACUUUUUCCAACCUUGCAUAAAGCUGAAUCCGACUAUUUAAGUGUUGGUUGAACCAUUCAAAGUGGUAAACGCAACAUUUAGAAAAGCCUGUCUCUCUUCCAACCUUUGAUUUGUGGAUUUAACAAUUCAUUUUUUUUUAGAGUGUAGAGAAACCAGGAGCGGGGGGGGGGGCAGAUAGAGAGGAAGAGAGAGAGAGAGGGGGGAUAUAAGUGUUUUUGAAUGGCAGCUUAUUUUAUGACGCGUGACGUCGGAACUUCGAAAAGCAAUUAACAAUAGUUCCUGAAAAUGCAACCUGGUACAAAGUCCGUCUCACAUGGACUGCAUGAAUUCACAUUGACAUUUUAUUCGUCAUUGAAGAGGAAAUAUCAAACAACUUUAUGAGUGCGCCAGUUGAUAUUAUACAUCUACUACAGACCAUUCUUUGAACCAUGUCUAAUUACAUUGGAUUGAAUGUUGGUGGAAAGAUAUACAGGACAUCUCGCACAACAUUGACCAGUAUACCAAGGUCAUUCUUUAGUUUAAUGCUUGAUGAAUAUAUGCCGUCUGCGAAGGAUGAAUAUGGCAACUACCUCAUUGAUCGAGAUGGGAACAUUUUUAGACAUAUUCUAAAUUUUCUGAGAUGCAAGAAACUCAUCCUUCCAGAAGGAUUCAAUGAGUUUCGUCUAUUGGCAUGCGAAGCUGAUUUCUUUCAGCUUGGCACAUUAAAGGAAGAAGCUUUGAGUGUAAUCGGCAGUUCUGAAAUACUCGGUCUAAAUGUUGGCGGGAAGGUCUACCAGACAACCAAGGAAACACUCAUGAGAGAGCCUAAUGGUUACCUUGCAACCAUCAUAAGUGAAAAGAAUCUAUACAAGUCCAGAGAUAAAGAUGGAAACUUUGGAAUUGAUCGAGAUGGAAAACUAUUUCGCUACGUCCUUAACUUUUUGCGUGAAGGAGCCUUGAUUCUGCCUAAAACAUGGAAUGAAUUCAAUCUACUGGUCAACGAGGCAUCAUUCUUCCAGAUUCCCGCCAUCUGCGAACACUUAAACAGUUUGAGAUAUUUUGGUGAAAACAAUCAUCAGGCAAUAUGCUUCUUCCAUUUUUACUCUUGGCAUGGUAAUUACGUAGCAUAUACGAGUCAGUACAAGCGUCGAUUAGAAGGGCUGUUUUCCUUCCGGUUAAAAUCUUGUAAAUACAUUGAAUCUGUAUUUGGUGUUGACGUAUUGUCUUUCACAUUGGAUGACUCGCUUGCUGGUGAGUCUCUGGAGUGGUUCUAUCCCAACAGUUCAGGACAUAAAUGUCGCAAAUGCCUCACGUAUCCAGAGAAAGAACAAGAUAUCAUCAACAUGCUUCAGAUUGCUAGGUACAGCAUCCACCGUUCUAUUAAUUUGAAUGAAGAAUCUACUAAAUAUGAAGUCACGAGUGCCCCUGAAGAAACAUCCAUGUAACUCCACACUAUACUGAUUAUGAACGUGGCUUCAAAAAUUAGUAUUUUGUCCAAUCUCGGCAGUCUCGUAGCGAUAGCUGAAUUUUCAGUCACUAUCAGGAUUAACAUUAGUAUAUCUAUAAAGAUUUUUCUUGUGUUCCCGAGCGGCGAAUCCAGCGUGCUUAUGAGCUUGGCUACACCACAUGACUCCCAUUUUCAGAAGAAAUAUAUUGGAGAAGAGAACGAAGAAGAUAGCGAGUUCGAUCAAAAUGACUUUUGUCUUUGACCACCGUGACUAUAUAAGGAAAGGAAUGAAAAAACGAAACAAAAUCUUGUUAAUCAGUUGAAACAUAUUGUAAAGAACUUAAUGUGUAUAUACCAUGGGAUACUAUGGGGAUACGUAUAACGUCGAAAUUAAAAAAAAAAGGAUGAUUAGAAUUUAUUAUUCAACUGCAUUUGGUUUUGAUCAUUGAUUGUAAUUAUCUAACCAGUGAUAUAAUUUACUCCAGUGUAUAAUUUAUUUAGGUAGGCCUAUUUAGAUAAUUUAAUUCACAUCGUCCAACCAUAUAUGCUUUAUGAUUAGAUCGAUUUCCACUUCUUCCACGAACAUGAAUAGUGCGUCCUGUAAUUAACCACACUUUGAAUUUAAUGCAUGUUGGGGGAUUUUUGCGUUACAAGACAAAUGUGUUCAUUAUUAUGCUUGACAAGCUUUAACAAAAGGGAAUGCUCUCCUUUAUUGAAUAUGGUUAUGCUUGGAUGGUUAUCAAGAAUUCGAUUGUGCCAAAUACAAUUGAUGAAGGUUCGAGUCAACCUUUUCUAUCAUGUUUGUUUGAAGAUUUUCAUUUUGAAAAAAAAUAUACAAGAAAUUCCUUUUUUACUUUUUCUGUUCUGAAUAGGCAAAUCGUAUUUCAAUAAUACUUUUCCUAUUAUCAUAUGUUGUUUAACAUAAUAUGUGAUAUAUUGCUUUGACAAAGGUUACUAUUGACUAGGGCUAUGUGGAAGAGGAAAGAAUGUGUUUUCUUGAAAUAUACCCUGUAAUAAUAUUAUGACUUGAAUAUUAAUAUGGAUGAAUGGGGGGGGGGGGUGUGGGUGUGUUGACGGGUGUUACAUGAUUUGUUAAUCUGUUUGUAACAUACACUCAACUUCAAAGCGGCGGGGGAUUAGUCCCUACUAUGUUUCCAUGCAAGCACGGAAGAAACAACCAGGCAUAUUAUCAUUACACUCUCUUAUAAAGUUCUUGGGUCAGGCGAAAGGUACCCCUUACUGCAGACGAGAACGCGCAUGGUUGCCCCUAAGCUGGACCGGAAGAGGAGGGGCUUCGCAGCAAAUGGAAACUAAAACCGGCUAGAUUAAUAAAAACAAAUUUUUUUUUUUUUUAGUUGCGUAGCGAGAAGGCGGGGGGGGGGGGCAGGGGGAAAUGCCCCGGACGGCACUUUCACGGGGCGUGAAACAUAAAAUGAAAACAACUAAUGAAGACAAAUAAUUCGAAGAAUAGAUAUGCAUAAAAGCUAGUUUGAGGCUCCACUGUACAUGUAAAAAUUAAAAUCUGGCCUCCAUGCCCAGUUGCAUGAUCCCUCUCAGAACCUUGUAAAUAAAAAUAAAAUAAGACGGCUAAAUUUAAAAGCUGUAUGUGCAUCUGUCUCAUAAAUAAGCCUAUAAUGCCUCUCGUAUAUUAUAUAUGGCCUAGCAUAUAAAUUAUGAAGCGUUUUAUUCCAAAAGGAGCUUAAUCCACUUUUAGCGUUUUUCUGUAAAUCAAGUUUUUUUAAUUCACCACUUUCCCUUAUCCACUGCUGUUUUAUUUUGACAGUUAUCAUCUUCGAUUAAUUAAAUUAUGUCUCUAUUUUUUUUUAAUUUAAUAUCAAUAUCAAAGAUUUUUUUGAAACUUUAUUUUUGAUGGAUUUAGCUUCUUUUGGAAAACCUUUGUUGAAUGUCCAUUUUUGCCAAUUUAAACAUCUUUAAUAUUGUAGUUUUGUGAAUUGAACACGAAAUACAUAAAUAUUGCUAGCAGAGUAGGCUACAUUUUACAUCAUAUCUGAUGUCUAUCCAUUGAAAAAUGUAAAAAGGAAAAAAAAAACAUAUUUUUUCAUCUUUUCUAAGGACAGUUACUUUUCGAUGUUUUACUCCCAAAUGAGCUUAAUCAAAAAAAUAUUUAAAAAAUAGUAAACUUCUGUAAUUGUCAUCAAAAUUUGUACAGAUUGUGUGAACUUGUAUCCACAACAUGCAGGUGACAACAUGUACCUAAAAAAUUGAAUGCAUAACCUAAUGUUAGGUAGUAAAAUUAACAAAUUUUGAAUUACCCGGUUGUGGAUUUAACUCCUUUUGGAAUAAAACUGUGUUGGAUUUAUCUCCUUUUGGAAUAAAACUAAAAUUUGCAAUCAAUAUUUACCAACCUUCCCAUUUUUUUUUAAAUGCGAUAAGAUACAUUUCAUUCCCAGGUCUAAAAUACGUACAUCAACAUCUACAUUUUGAUUAUAAGUGGAUUUAGCCCCCUUUUGGAAUCAAGCUCUUCAUAAUUUAUGUUGUAGGUCUGUAAGUAUUUGCCCCUCGUAGUCUUUCUUGAGGGGCGUCCUUUUUCAAGCCUUUGUGCUUAUGACUGUCCCCUCCCAUGCAAUGAUUGUUUAUUGUUAUUUUACCGUGAUAUAUUUUCAAUAUAUUUUCUGUUGUAUGAUUUAUCUUUUGCAUGGAAAUAAAGAAUCAAUCAAUCAAUCAAUCAAACAAGCCGAAGGUCAAUCAUUUGAGAAAAAAAAAUUAACAUCUCAUGAGGACGGUAUUUAGAUCAG